CUGACAGACAGACAAUUCUGUUCCCUACCAAAAUGAAGCUGCUGCUGCUGUGCUUGGGACUGACCCUAGUCUGUGUCCAUGCAGAAGAAGCUAGUUCUAUGUCAAGGAACUUUAAUGUAGAAAAGAUUAGUGGGUAUUGGUUUUCUAUUGCCGCAGCCUCUGAUAAAAGAGAAACAAUAGAAGAAAAUGGCAGCAUGAGAGUUUUUGUGGAGAACAUCACUGUCUUGGAGAAUUCCUUAGUCUUUAAAUUCCAUUUUAUUGCGAAUGAAGAGUGCAUGAAAAUGACUUUGAUUGGUUACAAAACAGAAAAGCCUGGCACAUAUUAUGUGAACUAUGAUGGAUUCAAUACAUUUCCUAUAUGUAAGACAAACUAUGAAAAUUAUAUUAUGUUUCAUCUCAUUAACAAAAAGGAUGGGGAAACCUUCCAGGUGAUGGAGCUCUAUGGCCAAGAACCAGAUUUGAGUUCAGACAUCAAGUAA
Messenger RNA from Mus pahari (shrew mouse), 479 nucleotides. Its product is annotated as major urinary protein 3-like. The transcript is spliced from 5 exons. The record is from RefSeq and is a predicted model, not a curated record. Gene Ontology annotation, molecular function: small molecule binding; odorant binding. Lineage: Eukaryota; Metazoa; Chordata; Mammalia; Rodentia; Muridae. The coding region runs from base 33 to 479 and encodes 148 amino acids.